Cyphomyrmex costatus is the source of this 2094-nucleotide messenger RNA. RefSeq names its product bangles and beads (gene bnb). Bases 287 to 1789 code for a protein of 500 amino acids. NCBI's taxonomy places the organism in Eukaryota, Metazoa, Arthropoda, Insecta, Hymenoptera, Formicidae. The record is from RefSeq and is a predicted model, not a curated record. The transcript is spliced from 3 exons.
CUUCAUCCCGAUCGCCAACGGUCCUUUGCAAACGAACGUAAUCGCACGCGCGCGAGAAAAAAAAAAGAGAGGGAAGACAAGAGAGAAAGAGAGCGACAGAGACAAGAACCUCCCCCGCGUUCUUUCGUUCUCCGAUCGACCGCGAAGUUCGCGCGAACCGGUGAGAGCCGAUCCGCGAGGCAACGAGCGAGACAAGCCAAGAAGAGGAGAUCGCCCGCUGUGCCCGACGCCGACUCGACUUGGCAAGAGUUCCACGUUCACGGAGGAGAGAAAAAUACAUAUCACAAUGAUAAAAUUCACUGUGAUGAUGGUAUGCCUCUUGGGGCUGAAAAUGAUCGCUGCCAUGCCAGUAGCUGAUCAUCACGAGGGCCAUCUUCCGCAGCCAAUUGAGGAUAAGCCCGCAAUCUCCUUGAAGGCGGCGGAGACGGCCGUGCAGAGCAGUGUAUCCGCGGAACCUGCAGCGGCUAGCCAGCCAGCACAACCAGCGGCUGAGCAACCCGCUGCGGUUGACCAAUCUGCCGUGAGGAGCAGUGAAUCUGCUAACGACGAAGCCCAGCCGACCGAGGCAAAGCAGGACGAGCCGUUGCAGCCACAGCAAUCGAAAGCAGCAGUGUCCGCGGAAGCUCAAGCGCAGCCCAAGUCCUCUGAGGAAGUCCUCGAAGAGAAGGAAGAGCCGAAAGUGUUGGCCACCGAGAAGAAACAAGAGCCAGAGACCCUCAAGGAAGCAGCAUCCGAAACAAAGGAGUCUGUACAGCCCGUGUCGCAGGAACAACCGAUUGAAAUCCCAUCCGAAAAGAAAGAGGAAAACAUAGCCGUCGAAGGUAAAAGCGCGGAGGCGGUCGAACCUGCGGCCGAGAAGCCAGUAGCCAUCGAGAAGCGCGCUGACGAUGCUGCUGAGAAAAAGAUCACUGUUAACGAAGAGCCAAAAGAGGAGAAAAAGUUGGAGGAGCCAGCGCAGCCAACUGCGAAGAAAGAAGAGGAAAUUCCCGCAGUUGCCGCUACCGAGGAGAAGAAGAUUGAAACGAAAGCCGAACAACCGAAGGAAUCUGAGGGUCACUCGCUUGCCCACGCCAAGGUCGAUGACAAGCCCGACCGUGUGACCCGUGAUGCCGAGGAAUCUGCUGCGCCCGCCACCGGCGCUGCAGCAGCUCCCGCCGCAGCUGCAGCAGCCCCCGCCGCUCAGGAACCUGCUGCUCCUCAACCGCAGGAAAAAUCCGCUCCCGCCGCUGAAGCCGAGCAAAGCGUAGCGCAAGCAGCCGCACCGGUAGAAGAGCCAAAACCAGCUGAGAAGAGCGAGAAGAUUGAAAAAAGCGAGCAGCUGGAGACAGCACCCGCAGAGCAGCCAGCUGUCAAGGUCGAGGAACCAGUCAAAAGCGAGGAGAAGGCAGCUGAAAUAGCUUCUGAGAAGGAAGCUGAGAAGGAACCGAAGAGCGCCGACUCUCCUAUCCAGCAAGCGGAAGCGGCUAAGGAACAACAGCCCGCGCAGCCUCAGGAGUCUAGCCAGAUUAAGCGAGAUGCGGCGGAAGCACCGGAACAAUCUCAGGCCAAGUCGGACCUUCCGGCCGCUGAAGAGCAACAGCAGCAACAGCAGCUGGCCCAGCAGCAACCACAACAGCAACAACAGGAACCUGCUAAAGAGGUGAAGGAACGCUCUGACGAUUCCUCCGAAGAGAAAUCCUCCGAGGACAGCAAGGAGGACACCAAGAGCAGCGAGGAGGAAAAGUCUUCCGAAGAGCAAAAGAAUGCCAAACCGAAGCUGGGGGAAUUGCUCCCGAAACCCGAGCAGUAAAUCUCGGCACGGGGAGGGUUUGAUUGAUGAGUAACCUCAGCAGCGCGGCAGCAACAGCAGCAGCAGCAUCAUCUCGAGGAGAAGAAGAAAGAAGGGAAGUGUUCCUCGGGACGAUCUCAGGCAUCGAUGUCUCUAGCCACCGGGACGUGGGCACGAGUUCGUUGCGAGAAAACAGGAGCGGAAGCGAGAAAGAAAGAUGUAUGUGUGCGUGUGUGUGUGUACGUGUGUGCAUACGUGUGUAUGUUGUGAAAGAGCGAGAAUAAGAAUGACAGAAUAAGAAGCACUCUCAGCGAUAAAUCCAGAAA